AUGCCUCUGAGGAAGAUAAAAGUAUUAGAAUUAGCAGGUCUAGCUCCAGCGCCUUUCUGUGGGAUGAUUUUAGCAGACUUUGGAGCUUCAGUGGUUCGGGUUGACAAGACAGGUGUUUCACAUCCUGAUGUUUUAGCAGCUGGUAAAAAGUCAAUAUCUUUGAAUUUAAAAGACAAGAAAGCCGUAGAAAUAUUCAAGAAAAUGUGUGACCAGAGCGAUGUCAUCAUUGAUCCUUUUAGAAAAGGAGUGAUGGAAAAAUUGAAACUAGGUCCUAGUGAUUUGAUGAAGACUAAUAAAAAAUUAAUUUACGCUAGACUUACUGGUUUUGGUCAGGAAGGCUUACUGUCAUUCUUUGGCAGAUCUGGUGAUAAACCUCUGCCACCUGUUAAUUUCGCAGCUGACUUCGCUGGUGGUGGACUAAUUUGUGCACUAGGAAUAUUAUUAGCUCUAUAUGAACGCACAGAGAGCAAACUGGGGCAAGUAAUUGACGCUUCUAUGGUCGAAGGAGCUGCUUAUGUCGGUAGUUGGCUGUUUAGAUCACAAAAUAUUCCUGGAUUGUGGGGAAGACCUCGCGGUAAAAAUAUUCUUGACUCUGGAACGCAUUUCUAUGACACCUAUGAAACUUCAGAUGGUAAAUUCCUAGCCGUUGGAGCCCUGGAACCCCAUUUCUACGCGGUUUUACUCCAGAAAUUAGGAAUGAACGACGAGGAGCUUCCUCAGUUUGAAAACUUCCUGGAAAAUAAAAAGAAAUUGACUGAAAUAUUCAGAUCCAAGACCCAGGAAGAGUGGACGAAGAUAUUUGACGGCUCUGACGCGUGUGUCACUCCAGUCCUGACUCCCAAAAAUGUCUACCAGCAUCCUCACAACAAGGAACGACAAAGUUUUAGCUUGGAAAAUAAAACAGUUGUUCCUAAACCUUCUCCCAGAUUGUCUCGCACUCCAGGACAGUCUUCUGAAAAGCUUCAGAGCCCCUUAGCUGGGGAAAAUUCACGGGAAGUGUUACUCAACUACGGGUUCGAUGAGCGAGCGAUCAAUGAAUUUAUUCAGUCGGGAAUUGUUCAGCAGCUUCAUAGAUCUAAGCUUUAA
Molecule: messenger RNA, 1086 nt
Organism: Cotesia congregata
Lineage: Eukaryota; Metazoa; Arthropoda; Insecta; Hymenoptera; Braconidae
Source: the annotation of a GenBank genome assembly